AUGGCGAAUUGCGCAAAUUUUAUGCGGGUGAUUUGCUUAGAAAAAUGUUGGAAGGCGUCCCGCGGAAAAGAAUGAAUUCGGCGGAAGUCGUGGAACAACUGGAAUCCAUCAAGAAAAAACUGAAAAAGAAAGAAGAAGAAUUUCUUCAACUUUGUGCUGCUGACUCUUCGCCUGAUUCAUUAGAAAGAAUGAACGACUUCAUUCGCCUUGGAAUCAAUUUGAGUGCAAAGGACGAUGAUGGACGGAAUGCGCUCCAUUAUUUGUGUCAAUCAAAUUCAAGCCCAAAGUUAAUUGUCGCCAUUCAACUCUUAAUCCAAAAGGGAAUUGAUGUGAACGCAAAGGACAAAUCGGGAAAGAAUGCGCUACAUCAUUUGUGUAUAUCAAAUUCAAGCCCAAAUUUAAUUAAUGCCAUUCAACUUUUAAUCCAACUGGGAAUUGACGUGAAUGCAAAGGACAAUGAUAAAAAGAAUGCGCUCCAUUAUUUGUGUGGAUCAAAUUCAAACCCGAAUUUAAUUGACGCCAUUCAACUCUUAAUCCGACUGGGAAUUGAUGUCAAUGCAAAGGGCAAUUGGGGAAGGAAUGCGCUUCAUCAUUUGUGUAAAUCAAAUUCAAGUCCAACUUUAAUUGACGCCAUUCAACUCUUAAUCCCACUGGGAAUUGAUGUGAAUGCAAAGAACGAAUGGGGAAAGAAUGCGCUCCAUUAUUUGUGUAAAUCAAAUUCAAGUCCAACUUUAAUUGACGCCAUUCAACUCUUAAUCCCACUGGGAAUUGAUGUGAAUGAAAAGGACUUAACUGGAAGGAAUGCGCUCCAUUAUUUGUGUAAAUCAAAUUCAAGCCCAAAUUUAUUUGACGCAAUGCAACUUUUAAUCCAACUGGGAAUUGACGUGAAUGCAAAGGACAAUGAUAAUAAGAAUGCGCUCCAUUAUUUGUGUGAAUCAAAUUCAAGCCCGAAUUUAAUUGACGCCAUUCAACUCUUAAUCCAACUGGGAAUUUAUGUGAAUGCAAAGGACAAAGAUGGAAAGAAUGCGCUCCAUUAUUUGUGUGAAUCAAAUUUAAGCCCCAAUUUAAUUGACGCCAUUCAACUCUUAAUCCCACUGGGAAUUGAUGUGAAUGCAAAGGACGAAAAAAGAAGGAAUGCGCUCCAUUAUUUGUGUGGAUGGAAUUCAAGCCCAAAUUUAAUUGACGCCAUUCAACUCUUAAUCCCACUGGGAAUUGAUGUGAAUGCAAAGGACUUAAUGGAAAGAAUGCGCUCCAUUAUUUGUGUGAAUCAAAUUCAAGUCCAACUUUAAUUGACGCCAUUCAACUCUUAAUCCCACUGGGAAUUGAUGUGAAUGCAAAGGACUUAACUGGAAGGAAUGCGCUCCAUUAUUUGUGGGAAUCAAAUUCAAGCCCAAAUUUAUUUGACGCAAUGCAACUUUUAAUCCAACUAGGAAUUGAUGUGAAUGCAAAGGACAAUGAUAAAAAGAAUGCGCUCCAUUAUUUGUGUGAAUCAAAUCCAAGCCCAAAUUUAAUUGACGCCAUUCAACUCUUAAUCCAACUGGGAAUUGAUGUGAAUGCAAAGGACAAUGAUGGAAGGAAUGCGCUCCAUUAUUUGUGCAGAUCAAAUUCAAUCACAAAUUUAAUUGAGGCCAUUCAACUCUUAAUCCAACUGGGAAUUGAUGUCAAUGCAAAGGACAUAUAUGGACGGAAUGCUCGAACUCUUUUACGCUAUAACUAUAAGAUUAGCAACAAGGAUGAAAUCCAAAAACUACUCGACGCAGCACUUGUUGUUUGAAUCACUCCUUUCUAGGCGAUGGAAUGCACUUCGACGACGAAGAAUGAAUAUAAAGCGCCUGUCGCAUACUCGGAAUUAUUUUGCCAUUUACCCCUUGAAAACUCAAAUUUUCCGCUUUCUUGGCUGUAUUGCUCAGGCCGACGGACUUUCAAAAAUAAAAAAAAUGACUGCAUCGCCAAAGCGUCUUGUCAAUUGAUUAUCCCUUUAGCCAUGUUGAUUCCUACUCAUUCGACAAUUUAAAAAUUCUAUGUG
This is a messenger RNA of Daphnia carinata, 2026 nucleotides long. RefSeq names its product putative ankyrin repeat protein RF_0381. Lineage: Eukaryota; Metazoa; Arthropoda; Branchiopoda; Diplostraca; Daphniidae. The transcript has 2 exons. The coding region runs from base 45 to 1289 and encodes 414 amino acids. Gene Ontology annotation, cellular component: nucleus; cytoplasm. Gene Ontology annotation, molecular function: protein binding. The record is from RefSeq and is a predicted model, not a curated record.